GACGCUGUAGUCUAGGAGGAAGAUAUGGAGUCGGAGCUGCUAGGGGAGAUGCCUGUGUGCUCCCCAGCUGAGCCAGUGCACUGGCAGUUCCUUACUCUGCUGGACACUGUGGGCAGGCGGAAUGGACAGGUGCUAGUGAUGGAGAUGGACGAUGUACAUGAGGCAGCCCCGCUUGUGCAGAUGGACUUUGCCCAGGAGCUCUUCAGAGGGAUCGACCUAAAGGCCAAACUCCACCGGAAGGAGGAAAUCAAGGAGGAAGAGCAGGAGAUGCAACCACAGCUGGUCUUCAUGCUCUGGCAAUCAGCCACGCUGAGGCAGCUCAUGCAGUGGGAACACCUGGAUGAAACACUCUGGAACUUAAGGAAUCUCUUUCCCUGCAUGCCAGCUGCUCUGGUACUGGUGAUGAUCCAGCCAGACCUGCAGCACCAGCAGGUGGAACCAGAACGGGCAGCAGGGGCGCUAAGGAGAAUGCAGUGCUUGCUAGAUGGUGGCUUCCAGGAACUGGUGGUUGAAGCAGCUGUUUAUAGCCCAAGCCAGCCAGAUGGGACCCUGGAGGUCAAGAGAGCUGCCUGCAGAGCCCUGAGAGAAGUUCUGAAGGGCCAAGAAGCUCCUGUAUCCAGCUAAGAUCUGAAGUGCCACCAAAAUAAAAAACAAAAAAACUACACACAUUAAAAUUUGGAGUUUAUUCUCUGUUUGCAUGCCUGUGUGUUUGUAUAAACUUCAAACCAUUUAUCACUUACAGCAGGGCAGACAAAAUGCCCUGGGACAGUUUUCAUGUGAGGAAUUAUGUAAUGACAGUGGACUCUUCUUUAAAAUAAAUAUUUAAGCAGCUGUAAAUAUAAACCCUUAACAUCAAACAUUAAAUAUUUUUUGAAAUAUUUCACAGCCAAAAAACGUGAUUUCUUGUUUAGUUGUAUCAUUCUCUGGGUUUAUUUUAAACUCAUGAACUCUUCAGUCUGGAAUCUAUGUCUACACAGCAAAAACAAACCAAUGGGAGCGAGUCUGAGAGCCUGGAUCAGCUGACUCGGGCUUGAACUACGGAGCUAAAAAUAGCAGUGUAGACAUUUCUGUUCGGGCUGAAGCCCAGGCUCUGAGACCCUCCCCACUUUCCAAGUUGCAAAGCCCAGCUCAGGCGGAGUGUCCACACAGCUGUAUUUAGCUCCAGAGCACAAGCCGGAGUCAGCUGAUCUAGGCUCUAAGACUUGCUGCUGUGGGGUGGUUUUUUUUUUGUUUUUUUUUCCCCAAUGUAGACGUACCCCUGCGUAUUUUGUAAUGCACUUAGCACAGUUCUGGGAGUCGCACAAAAGCAGCCCUGAUUAUUCUGAAGGAAACUCUCUGGUCUGAAGUGGCGUAUCUUGUAAUUUGUUUCCCAGG
Messenger RNA from Dermochelys coriacea (leatherback sea turtle), 1374 nucleotides. RefSeq lists its product as uncharacterized. NCBI's taxonomy places the organism in Eukaryota, Metazoa, Chordata, Testudines, Dermochelyidae. Bases 25 to 624 code for a protein of 199 amino acids. The transcript is spliced from 2 exons. The record is from RefSeq and is a predicted model, not a curated record.